This is a messenger RNA of Anopheles coluzzii, 6794 nucleotides long. RefSeq names its product tyrosine-protein kinase Src64B (gene Src64B). Gene Ontology annotation, biological process: cell differentiation; cell surface receptor protein tyrosine kinase signaling pathway; protein phosphorylation. The coding region runs from base 1893 to 3509 and encodes 538 amino acids. Gene Ontology annotation, molecular function: signaling receptor binding; ATP binding; non-membrane spanning protein tyrosine kinase activity. Gene Ontology annotation, cellular component: extrinsic component of cytoplasmic side of plasma membrane. The record is from RefSeq and is a predicted model, not a curated record. The transcript has 6 exons. NCBI's taxonomy places the organism in Eukaryota, Metazoa, Arthropoda, Insecta, Diptera, Culicidae.
CGCUCUUGGAUCAGUCUGAAUUCAGAGUUGAAAGUGUUUGCACGUUUCUGUCCGUGUCGUGCCCAUCGCUCGCGUUGGUGUGUUUUGUUUGAAAAAUCCCAAUAGCUGAGUGAAAAACGCUACAAAAUAUGGUGAAUAGUUGUGAUUCAAUAGUAUAAAAGUUUACAGAAAGCGUACAGGAAAUCGGUACGUCUGCGGGUUUCCCUUGCUAGCCUCACGCAGUGCGGGGGUCCAGUGCAUUGGCUAGAUGGAGUUGCAGUGUUGUGGUGCAGAAGUGCAGUGGAAAGUAAGAGAAAAUAUGUACAAAAUUCGUGUUACUAUAUUUCUGAAGGUGUGUGAGUGUGCGUGGCGUGUGUUUUUGUGCAAAUAAAAUAGAAGUGAGUGUGGAAAAUUUCCUCAAAAAAAAAAAAGAGCGCUCAGACGUCGUCUCAGUUGUGCUUGUGUGUGCGCUUGUGUGUGUGGGUGCGUGUAGGUGGGUGAAUUUUUGGCCCGAGUUUGGAUGAAAAGUUAAAGAGCUGCACGGUAGAACGGUUUACCCAGCGUGUGGAGGAAGAGAGGAGUCUAGCGGGGCUGCAUAUCAUCAAACUCUCUCGAUAAGUGGAGUUAGGUUUUUCCUACGAAAUUGGAUUAUCGGAUCGGUUGGCCGCAUCUUUGCAACAAAAUUUAAAGAAAGACCAUCUCUGAACAUCUCCACGUAUGGUUCUACAUGCAUCCACAACCGGCAUCCUGUGAAGUGAAGCGACCAACCUUAAAAGAGAACUUCUACCCCAAAAACACAAACUCCCGCUGUCUCAUACACACUCUAACACGCUAACACUAUGAUUGCACUGGUCACGGCGAAAGCGAACCGACCAACUACAGCACCACCGGCAACCGUAACACCGAAACAGAAUCGUUGCAAUUUGUCGUUCGCCGAUUUGCAUACUUGCUGCUGCGGCACAAACUUCCCCGAAGGAAUUCUGUUCGUUUAAGGAAGAGGACACAACUCUGUGUGUAGUGGCCUCCCAAUCAGGGGCUUGGAAAGUUUUGCCGUCGACGAACAAGCAAAGGACAGCUCGUGUUUCGUACCCACAAGGCAGCAUAAAGUGUAGAGGAGUUCUGACUGCUGUUGUUGUUGUCCGCUGAAAGUUUUGCGUUUUCGCUGGGUUGGCUAAUGAAAAAAGUUACCGUCAGCGAUUAAUACUACUACAGCUGCAACGAUCACUAUCGCCACUACACGACUGACAGUGAGAAAAAAGGAAUAGCUGUGCUGGUGUGUGUAUCAUGUGAAGAGGCUAUUAGUUCGACGAGAGAGGAGAUACAAGCUACGAAGAGAAGAAAUUAGAAUCCAUUAAUUAACUCGAAAAAACGAAGACCGACCGCCCAUACACACAAAAAAUAAGGAAUCAAACAUCAACCGUCCUCUUGUCCAUUUGUCCAAGAACCUGCGCUCACUGGUUACCACGUUGCAUCGGUUGGUUAUCCUUUCCCCCCAAAUGUGGAUUCCUUCAACGAGCAUCGCACGUUCACGUCGGUUGUUGUUGUUGUCAUCGUCAGUUUCGGCCGGCUCGCGGUUGCCCUCGCCAACAUCAUCCUGUCCGUGCGUUUCGGCCACGUUUGCACCGGUACCGGGCUACUACCCGUGUUCACGAACCGGCAGCCGGACGUGAAAACAAGCAGCAGCAGCAGCAGCAACACGAGCAGCAUCACAAACAACCACCGAUAGCUGAUACACACCGAGUGUGUAUGAGAAAAGCUUGCGGCGCCAUCUGAGUUUCACCGUGAAGUGGACCAGUAAAAACCUCAGCAAAAACUCCAGAUAACGUGCGCCGUAUCGCGCAGUAUCGUUUCGCUUCGUUUCGCCUUUUUCCCUAACUCCGUUCCUGCCCUCCGCUGUUCCUGUGCGUUCAACGAUGGGCAAUAAAUGUUGCAGCAAGCGACAGGACCAGGAACUAGCGCUUGCCUAUCCCGGCGGCUACAAGAAGGGCGACAGCAGCUUCAACUCGAACCUGUCCGGCGGCCCGAAGCACAACAAUGGCGGCUCGAUCGAUUCGCGGUACACGCCCGACCCGAACCGGGGCCAGCUCAUAAAGCAUCCGAAGGGUGGCGUGGACAUCAUACGGCCCCGGACGACACCACUUCUGCCCGGUCAUAACACACGAAGGAUAGUGGUCGCACUCUACAACUACAAUGCCCGCGAGGAAACGGACGUCAGCUUCGUCAAGGGCGACCGGAUGGAGGUGCUGGACGAUACAGAAUCCGACUGGUGGCGCGUCGUGCAUCUGAAAACGCGCCAGGAAGGGCUCAUCCCGUGGAACUUUGUCGCCGAGGAUCGCAGCGUUAACAGUGAAGACUGGUUCUUUGAAAAUGUCUCACGGAAAGAGGCCGACAAGCUGCUGCUGGCGAACGAGAACCCACGCGGCACCUUCCUCGUCCGUCCGUCCGAGCACAAUCCGAACGGGUUCUCGCUCUCCGUGAAAGACUGGGAGGAAAGCCGCGGCUACCACGUAAAGCACUACAAGAUCAAACCACUGGACAAUGGAGGCUACUACAUUGCAACGAAUCAAACGUUCCCGUCGCUCCCGGCCCUAGUGAUGGCAUAUUCAAAGAAUGCCCUCGGCCUGUGUCACGUGCUGUCCAGUCCCUGUCCCAAGCCCCAGCCGCAGGUGUGGGACCUCGGGCCGGAACUGCGCGACAAGUGGGAAAUCAACCGGAACGAGAUCCAGCUAAUUCGCAAGCUCGGCCACGGCAACUUCGGCGAGGUGUACUACGGCAAGUGGCGGAACAACAUCGAGGUGGCGGUGAAGACGCUGCGCGAGGGCACCAUGUCGACGCAGGCCUUCCUGCAGGAGGCGGCCAUCAUGAAGAAGUUCCGCCACAGCCGGCUGGUGGCACUGUACGCCGUCUGCUCCAAGGAGGAACCGAUCUACAUCGUGCAGGAGUACAUGUCCAAGGGCAGCCUGCUCGACUUCCUGCGCACCGGCGACGGCCAGUUCCUGCAGUUCGAGGAUCUGAUCUACAUCGCGGCGCAGGUCGCGUCCGGCAUGGAGUACCUCGAGCUGAAGCAGCUGAUCCAUCGCGAUCUGGCCGCCCGGAACGUGCUGAUCGGCGAGAACAACGUGGCAAAGAUCUGUGAUUUCGGGCUGGCGCGCGUGAUAGCGGACGACGAGUACUGCCCGAAGCAGGGCUCCCGCUUCCCGGUCAAGUGGACCGCACCGGAGGCGAUCGUGUACGGCAAGUUCUCGAUCAAGUCGGACGUCUGGUCGUACGGCAUCCUGCUGAUGGAGCUGUUCACGUACGGGCAGGUGCCGUACCCGGGCAUGCACAGCCGGGAGGUGAUCGAGCAGAUCGAGCGCGGCUACCGGAUGCCGAAGCCGACCGCCCACCACCUGCCGGACGACAUCUACAGCCUGAUGCUCAAGUGCUGGGACGCGAUACCGGACAAGCGGCCCACGUUCGAGUUUCUCAACCACUAUUUCCAGAACUUUACCAUCACCUCGGAGGUGCCGUACCGAGAGGUGCAGGAUUAAGCAGGGGGAAGGGGGGAGGGGGGAGUUGUGUGCCACCCGGUUAUUAGGGUUUAAGAAUCGUACCAGAUGUGUGUGAGUGUGUGUGUGUGUGUGUGGCAUGCACAGACAAAGAACACAUCACAAACAACGUACCACGUGUUGCGCGCUACUGUUCUUCUUUCGUCCCACGCACGCACGCUUCAAUUCUUUCGAUCGUUUAAAUAUUGCUUGGUAGUUGGUUGUGUGCGUUGUUGUCAGAUCCUUACCUUCGGUCGAUAUCAUUAGCCGCUAUCGAUUUUAGGAGUAAUAAGGAGAGGUAUAAUCAUAGGUAGAGCCUCCGAACUACUCGCCACAGAAGGUUUCCGCGCACAAUUUCAUCUAAUUAGUUAGAUGCUGCAAUCUUUGCUUUAGUAGAGAGGAUACACAACGCCACACACACACCGUAGCUUGACGCGUGUAUCCGUUCAGUGCUCCAGUUGCCAACAAAUUGAUUCUCCCGUCAGUGGAUGGGGGACGGGUGAAGACGGCUUGUGCGUGCCUAGGACAUGCAUCCUAGGACAUUGUUCGCUGUGCUGGAGGGGUGGAGAUUUUGUUUUAAAUGUGUAAAGCAACCGUUACUACUAGGUAUGUGAAAUAUUUAAGAUCACACACACACACUGCGAGUAUGUUAGAGCACAAAACACAGAAAUGCCACACCAAAUCAAUCACACACUCAUACCCGAUAGUGUAAAUUUACAUGUUGUGUGUGUGUGUGGUAAGGAGGAAAGUGAAAAUGCAGUUUUUGUUUUUGGUCAAAACUGUAUCCACCAACGACGAAGGGCUGUAGCGAGCGCGUACACAAGAAGAACCAGUAGCAGAACGUGUGGUGUGAGGGUACAGGCUUUUCCUGAACGUUAUUAGUUUUAAAAAUGGUGGUAUAUUGCUUAAGAGGGGAAAAAACAGUGAAAUCGUUAGUGAUUAAUGGAAAUUCGAGACCUUUGUCUCCCACGCUAAUGACAGCUAAUGUGUGUGUGUGUGUGUUUGUAUGUGCUGCGUACAGAGAGAGAGCGAGGAGAAAACAUGUAGCUUGCGCGCAAAACGAACGCUCCUCUUGCGCGAGCACAGUAGCGAUUAAGGUGUCGUCCCCCAGCAGCGGUUAGAAGUUAACUAGGAGAAGGUGGAAAACGAUUAUAGAGUGUUCCCUCUUUUUCUGGAUGGUGAAACGCAAUCAGCAGACACACACACAUACAUACAGUAACAGUAACAGCUAUUUGUUUCCAAGUUUUUGUGCUCUUUUACAUCUCUGCCUCUGAAUUUCCCUCUCCCGGGACAGUACACACCUAUAGAACGUACGUUUCGGACGAACAAUCGUGCAAGAGCGAGAGAAAGAGAGCGAGGGAAGGCACAACGCGUAAGGAACUUUAGGGUAAAAAUCAGAAAACGAUAAAACGAUAAGGAAAAGAAAGAAGAAAAAAUGAAAGAAAGAAAGAAAAAAACCAAAGUUCAAAUGUUAUUCUUCUAAUUCUAAACUUAUGUGUAAACGUGCGUAGGUUUUGAGACUUAUUUUUAAAGACAACAAACGAAACUGUCAAAACAAACCAAUCAAGCAAGAAGUGUAGCUAAGGCGUGUUAGACGAAGGGACACGGGACUUUCUUGAAUCAAUGGGAAAGUGCUCGGUUUGUUGUGCGGUGCGGUAUUUGUGUAAUUAUUAUUGGAUAGGUUUGCCUCCUUCUUCUCUGCCCCUCUAACUCCUCUCUCUCUCUCUUCUGUAUGUUCUCUUCGUUGCCCUUCAAAUGCGGCUGCCCUGUUGUUUGUUUUUUUUGUGCCCCUUCUUCUUAUACUAUGUGUAACUAAAACUAAAUAGGGCAAAAACGGGGGACGCAUACGAAGGCAUAAAAUGAACAAAACUAAUAAACAGGCCAAGUUAAAAAUGUUCUAAUGGAUAAUCAAGCCCCAGGUUGUAGCAAUUCGCACACAAAAAGACGCGUAGGAGAAGUAAGUGAGUUUGAUUCCAACUGUUUAGCGGGGCAGCAAAGCCACCGACGGCAUUAGAGCAUGUAUGAAGAGAUGCACAACACAAAAGACAUUUCCAGUUUGUUUUUAAGAACGCCCGGGGUGUGUGUGUGUGUGUAUGGUGUGCGUCAUAAACAACUGCAACGACAGGCAUGCUAUACCUAUUGCUUCUUUGUUGCUUGUGAAAAUCGAAGCUGUAGGAAAGCGAAGGCAAAUCUCUAGUCCCUACGGAAUGUGUGUGUGUGUACGUGUGUGUGUGUGUAAUGUUGCCUCUCCACAAGCCAAUGACAAUGCGUGAUUUACAUGCGAUCAUAACGUCCUUAAACGUUUCUUUUCUCGAGGAGCACAAAUGUUUUAGUAGUAGAGCGUUCUAUCUUUGAAUCAAACGUGUCUUCAAACUGCCAUAGAAGAGGGAAGCAAAAUGAGGGGGGUUGGAGGGUGCAUAGAUUGUGUUUCUACUCUACUAUUUCACCAACUCUUCCUUCCAAUGUUACACAUCAAUCGGUUGGUCUUUUCCUUUUGUUUGUCAAUCUCUGGGCUCACUUUCUCCUUUUGAUACGUCGUUUCGCUGUUGUGAGCCUGUUUUUUUAGUGUGAAAUGAAUUAGAAGCGCAAAUAGACGAAUCUUACUAAAGGGGGAGACAGAGUGUGUGCAUGUGUGUGUAGGUAUUUUUUCUCCUCCAUACACACAGCAAAAGCCACAGCCACACAAAACCGGAUACAAUAAUGAACAUGUGCAUUUCGACAGGUUUCGAUCACAAACCCAUCCACACACACACAUACAAAGCAUAAACGCAUACAUUCGCAAAGACGUGUGUGUGUGUUAUCACCAUUAGUGAAAGGGGGAGAAGGACACUGUCUGUCCCAGACCCAAGAUGGCAUCCGUCGUGUGGCGGUUUUGGCCAAUUUUAUCAAUACUUAGGACUAGAGGAAUACACAAAAGCUGAAACACCACAGACACACCGUAUAUAUAUAUAUAUACCAUAAGAUAAGACACACCAAGAGCUGCUGCUACCCUUCAGAUACCAGAAACAGAUAACAAAAGAAAAAACCCUUUAGGAAGGGAGGGAGUAGAAACACACAAACACACAUCCAUGUACGAAACUAGCAGGAGGAGAGAGAGAGACACACACAUUACAUGGUACGCGUAAGUAAAAGCAUAAAGUAAACACUAAAUUAAACUAGAUAUAUGCGAACAUUAUAAGUGAAGGCAGUGAAUUGGAAGAUGCGAGCAAGGAAAAAAAACUGAAAAGGAAAUGUAAUAAAAAAACAAAAACAAAAACGAAUUAAACGAACACAUUAAAACUCCUCGUA